CUCAUUGGUUGCAAAAAGAAGGAAAAUAGGAGAAACUACUGCACUGUUGUCCUUUGUCGCCAUCUAGUGGUGAAAAAAGAGAUGAGUACAGUUUAAUCUUUUGAUCUGCUUUAGUCUUUUCGGCCGUUGUUGCGCUUAAACCGUUUUUCAAGGAAAUAUGCAGCCUUGUUUUAUGAAAUUUUGCAGACUACUUUGUUUCGCAUUCAGCAGUCCUUUUUAUCUACUGCAGUUUAUUGGCCUGCGUGGUAUGUACAAACGAGUGUUCCCCUUCCUCGCCUACAACGUAACAUUUUCAUACAACGAUAAAACCCACAAGCUGAAGAGAGAACUGUUUCGGAACCUUGGAAGGUUCGCAAACGCUGACGGGACGCUUCGGUUGCUGGAAAUCGGCUGUGGCAGUGGAGCAAACUUCAGGUUUUACCCCUAUGGCUGCACGGUGAUCUGCACUGACCCCAAUCCGCACAUGGAGCCGUACCUGCGUAUGAGCAUGGAGGCAAACAAGCACCUGACUUAUGACGAGAUGUUAGUUCUCUCUGGUGAAGACAUGAGAGAAGUUGAGGACGAAUCGGUGGACGUCGUGGUCUGCACGUUGGUGCUGUGCUCCGUGAACAACGUGGAAAGGGUCCUGCAGGAGGCCCGACGCAUUCUCAGGAAUGGAGGAGCCUUGUAUUUUCUGGAGCAUGUUGUGUCUGAUCCGUCCACGUGGACACACUUCUGCCAGUAUGUGUUUGAGCCUCUGUGGUGCCUCCUUGGAGAUGGCUGCAUGGUUACCAGAGCAACAUGGAAAGACCUGGAGGCAGCUGGCUUUGCUGAGCUUCACCUAAAACACAUAGAGGCUCCGGAGGUUUCUUUAAUGAUUAGGCCACACAUCAUGGGAUAUUUGAUUAAAUGAAAUAUGUUGUUUGUUGUUUCUAGUUAGUUAAAGACUUAUUUAUUAAUUUCCUUCUUUUCAAAUAAAUUAUCUUUUUAAAUUUAGACCAAAUGGUGAAACAUUUUUUAAAUCAAUAGAAGAGACACUCAUAGCAACAGAUCAAAUUUUAAGGAGCAAAAAUACCAACAUUUUCAUGCACAACAGAUGCAACAAACAGCCACACAUUAUACUGAGAGAAAAUAUAUUUAUUUACUCACCGAAUCAUCAACAUUUCAUAUACUGUUUGUUCUUUCUCACUCCUCCCAAGAUGUACAAAUAAAUAUUACCUGGACUCUGUGCUUUUUUCCCUGAUUGUCAAAGUAACUGCCAAGUAACAACCAAACCACAUUUAAUAUUUCUGAUACCCUUUAUACUCCAUUGCACAAAUAUAAGGAAUGACAGUUGUAACAUCUUUUUAAAAAGGGAAAAGAGGGGAAUUGCUGGUUCACAUAAUUAAAAGAAAAUGCAUCUUUGUGAUAUUUAUAUAGUCAAAAUUCUGCAGAUGCUGGUCAAUUAACUCCAAUAGCAACAGGUUUAAAAACACAAGAAAAUAGGAAAGGGAUACAUUUGGAAACUGAGAGUCAACGUUAAAGCUCACAAUUUCAAAUCUCCCAGUAUUAAAAAUGUACACAACUAUAAAUGUUAUAGCGUUAGCAUUUUCGUUUUUUUUUUGUUUGUUUGUUU
Molecule: messenger RNA, 1594 nt
Organism: Poecilia latipinna (sailfin molly)
Lineage: Eukaryota; Metazoa; Chordata; Actinopteri; Cyprinodontiformes; Poeciliidae
Product: methyltransferase-like protein 7A
Exons: 2
Coding region: 158-892 (244 amino acids)
Molecular function (GO): S-adenosylmethionine-dependent methyltransferase activity
Source: RefSeq, a predicted model, not a curated record